Molecule: messenger RNA, 1311 nt
Organism: Batrachochytrium dendrobatidis JAM81
Lineage: Eukaryota; Fungi; Chytridiomycota; Chytridiomycetes; Rhizophydiales
Exons: 4
Coding region: 1-1311 (436 amino acids)
Source: RefSeq, a predicted model, not a curated record
AUGAUUGAGCUUGAGGAUGUUGCUGUCGAAUUUUUUGGCAGGCAUGUGUAUUUGAUAAACUCGACGAAUCCUCUUCAACUGCUAUCCAUUUCAGGCAUGCGAGGCGUCAUGUCAAGAAAUCGACUUUAUCUUAUCGGUCCUACUCCAUCAGAAGACGAACUUGUGCGACAAUGGACAAUAGAAGCAGAUCAGACUCGAGCAUUUAAAAAAGGCACGCUUUGGGACUCGUUUGAUAUGCACGAUCCAUCCAUUACGCAGUAUCCAUCAGUCGAACUUUAUUUUGAAAACAUGAUUGAAAGGAAACUAGAGAUUAACGGGAAAAUGGGUUCCGUCAAACUAUUGCUCAUUCAACGUCCUAUCAUGGAGGAAGACCUUCAUCAUGAUGCAUGGACAGACUAUUCUUUAGAAACUAAUAAUGAUUCAAAAAAUGAUCCACAUGGUCCAGCUUACCACUUUUUAACGACGAAAGCAGGAGGGAAUUCAACAGGCGAAGAAACUGUUGCUCUUCCCGCGCCAGCCAAUACAUCUGGCUCAGCGUAUUCUUUAAAGCCACAUCAUACACCAUUAGCAAUAGGUUCACCCUCGCAAUCGGGUGAUGAGCCUUUGGGAAAGUUUGGAUCGACCAUGUUUUCAUUUCCAAGUCAUGUUCUUGACAACAUCAACCCGCUUCAUAUUAUACCGUCACUGUUUGGAAAAACAGAUAUUAGACUUUCAGAAUUAGACAUUCCAAGUUUGAAAAAUGAUCCUUCGUUACUCAAAUUUAUGGAGCUCAUGGCUGAUCAACGAGGUACAAUUAUUCUGCAUCAAGUGUAUCGAUUUACAACAGAUCUUGAAAUCCACUUUUCAACUUAUCCGGCAGCACAGGUUUCAGCAAAAACAUCAUUGAUACGCACUUCUGAUCGAUCAGAUGCACUUUCCAAGCGUAUCGUGGAUUUUUUAGAAUUAAUGCAGGGGUUCUUGCAUUCAACCCGCUUGAUUCGAACACAAGGAGAGCCUUAUAUUUUGACCAUUUUGGAUGGCAUGGAGACGUAUAUUAUUGGUAAAUGUUUUGAAAGUGUAUUUGGUGUGUCGUUGAUGGAAGAGCAGAUCAACGAUUACAUUUUAGCAUCUCGACUGUCUAUUUUAGGAAUAUCAUCGUUUGGACUGUCAGAUCUUGGUUUGGAUUUAUAUCAGGAUCAUCAUGGAUUUGCCAAAGUAAUGCGUGCUGCUGGUUUAGAGCUGCUUCGAUUUGAGAGAGCACUGUCUCCCAUAUUAAAAAUGGAGGCUCUGAUCAAAGUUCACAGUCAUCUUGUUGGUAAGCCUAAUAAUUGA